UCUUUGACAUAAAAAUAAUUCCAAAUAUUUGAUAUUUAAAAUAUUUUCUAAUCUGUCUUCCAAGACUAAGUAAGAAUUUCUAAAUUGUUCACCACUAAACUAUGUUGCAUCAGUUGUACCAUGUGCUUGGUGAUCUUGUAGGACAGGAUUUAAAAACUUAGAUUUUCUGUUCCAGCAUUUUCUUUUCCUUGUUUUCAUAUUGCCUACUGUCAUUGCUAUGUAUUGUUGCCAGUGUUUUCCUUGUGUGUGUGUGUUGCACACGCAUGUGUGCCUGCAUAUAUUUGAAGGCCAGAAAUCAGCCUCAGAUGUUCUUCCUCAGGAGCUGUUCACCUUCUGUGUUGAGACAGGAUCUCAUACUAGGUCAUAGUGGUUACUAAUUAGACUAGGCUGCGCCUGGCUAGGAAGCCUCGGAAUCUUCCAGUCACUGUCUACCUAUUACUGGGGUUACAAGUACACACAACACCAGGGUUUUAACCUGAGGAUUGAUCUCCCGUCUGCACGCUUGUGCAACAAGCAGUUUACCAACUGAGCUGUCUCCCCGCCCUGGUAUAUGCCUGUAAUACCAUUUCCAAGUCUGUACAGAAGAGUAAAAUCCUAGUAAAUGACUUUGCUUCACUGUGGUUGGCAAGCUCUUCAGCGGGACUGGACAGACCCUUUACUUCUGCAUUCUCUUUGCUUUCCUGGGAAAGUAGGAGUAACCCUUGGAGCUGAUGUGUACUUCCCAUACUGAGGGUUACAUUUCUGAAUAUUAUAUGAGGUAGCUGAAAUGCAGUCUAAAUCAUCAGACUUAACUUGAUUUUAUAUGUCAAACUUUUUCUUGGUUGCACAUUUAUUUAUGGCAUUUUAAAGUUCUAAUUAGUUUAUUUCUUCAAAUCAAGUUUGUACUAUUAUCUUACAAAAACAAGAGCUUCAAAUGGUAAAAGAAAUGAGUUUGUUUUCUUUUAAAGAUUAAUUUGUUUACUUAAUGUACAUUGGGGUUUUGCCUGCAUGUGUCUCUGUAUGAGGAUGUCAGAUUCCCUGGAACUGGAUUCACAGCUGUAAACUGCCAUGUUGGUGGUGGGAAUUGAACCCAGGUCCUUUAGAAGAACAGUCAGUGCUCCCAACCGCCAAGCCAUCUCUCCAGUCCAGGAAAUGAAUUCUUAAGAAAUUUCCCCGUAUUUAAAAACUUGAGGCUUGUCGGAGCUCGAGUAGAUGAAGAAACAAGUUCUGUGGGAAGAGAACAAGUGAAUAAGGCCUACCACGCAUAUCGAGAGGUUUGCAUUGAGAGAGACAGCUUGAAGAACAAAUUGGAGAAAAUAAAUAAAGACAACACUGAAUCUUUGAAAGUAUUGAAUGAACAGCUACAGUCUAAAGAAGUAGAGCUUCUGCAGCUAAGAACAGAGGUGGAAACUCAGCAGGUGAUGAGGAAUUUAAAUCCACCCUCAUCUAACUGGGAGAUAGAAAAGUUAAACUGUGACUUGAAGAUCCAUGGUUUGGAACAAGAGCUGGAGCUCAUGAGGAAGGAAUGCAACGAUCUCAAAGUAGAGCUGCAGAAAGCCAAACAGACGGGUCCAUCUCAGGAAGACAUUCUGCAGGACAGAGAUCUCAUCAGACCAAGCUUGUCGAGGGAGGAGCAUACUCCACACCAGGGCCUUCUCCACAGUGAUAACAUGCAGCACGCAUACUGGGAGCUGAAGAGGGAGAUGUCCAACCUACACCUGGUGACGCAGGUGCAAGCAGAACUACUCAGGAAACUGAAGACCUCAGCUGCAGUCAAGAAAGCCUGCGCCCCAGCAGGGUGUGUUGAAGACCUUGGGAGAGACAGCACGAAAUUGCACUUGACAAAUUUCACUGCAACAUACAAAAGACACUCCCCUUUGUCACCAAAUGGCAAAGCUGCUUGUUAUGCUCCAUGUCCUUUACCAGGAGAUAUAAAGGUUUUAUCAGAGAAAGCAGUUCUUCAGUCAUGGACAGAUAAUGAGAGACUGAUUCCUAAUGAUGGUACAGACUUUCAGGAGCACAGCUCUUAUGGCAGAAAUUCUCUGGAAGAUAAUUCUUGGGUAUUCCCAAGCCCUCCUAAAUCAAGCGAGACAGCAUUUGGCGAAAAUAAAAACAAAACCUUACCUUUACCCAACUUGCCACCACUGCAUUACUUGGAUCAACAUAAUCAGAAUUGCCUUUACAAAAGUUAAUUUGAUGGGACUCUUGAUUUGAACAGGAGGACGCCAACUCCCACUGGUUCUCCCGAGAGAUUCUUUAGACGGGAAGUGGACUUUGAUUAAAACCUUGCAGUCCUCUAAUAUGUACAUUUGUACAUUCUGUACAACAUUAUGUAUAGUUGGAUUUCCAGUAUGAAAACUUCCAGUUGUACCUUUAAUAACACUUAAAAGGUUUUGCUUCUUGGAUUAAGAAUGGAAAUGGAAAUUCUAGACAUGGUUUCAUAAAGUAUGUGACCUGCCUAAAUACCUAUUCAUUAAAUAAAAAGCAGCCUUUAAUAUAAAAGAAAAACCAUGUCUGCUGGUUCAGAUUGUAUCGAGAAGCAAAUGGCAGUGUGAAUAGGUUGUGUUCCUGUGACUUCCUGAUGCAUAAGAAUUUGAAAUAUAAUGGAAUAAAAGUAGGUUAAAUCUAUGCUAUUGUGUUUCAAGUUUUAAGAUUUAGAAUAAUUUUUAAGUAAAAUGUGUAUACAAUUUUAAAAUGCAAUUUGAAUUCUAAGACUUGAACUAAUGACCAUUGAGGCCAAUUUUUCCCCACUAUAUUCAAAUCCUAAGUAGUUAAAAAUGAUAUGGUGUGUGAGUAAACUAUAUAAACCUACACCACAUCCAGUCAAAAGUGGAAAGAGCAAUAUCUGUAGUGGCCCUCUUGUGUGUCAAUGUGGUCAUUUUCAGCAGAACAGCUGUUUGUCUUAUACACUGUGCACUAUGACAUCUGAGAAAGUGAUUUUUAUUUAACUGCAUCUAGAACUAAAUUUUGUGCUGUCUAAUUACGAAAUGUAUCCAAAUUCAUUCUAAUUGGCAAGUCACCUGUGAGUAACUAAGGAAAUAACAAAGAUGGUUUCAUGUGGAAAUUCAUCUAAAUUCAGGAUUGAAGCAUUAAGAGUAUUAGUAACCAUGUAUUACCUGUUUGAUGGAAGACUUCCUAAAUGGCAUUUCAUAUAUCCUGAAUUUAAAGGAUCUCAGAUCUCGUAUUACUGAGUAUCAUACACAGCCCAACAGUGUUCAUUAUUCACCAGUUAUUUUUUUAUUGGUUUAUCUCACUCACUUAUUCAUGCCUGUCCAUGAUUAAUGGAAUUGAUGUCGGAUGCUGGAAUGUGUUCUGACCAAUGAACCCAGCUCACUCAAGGGAGUAUAGGCUCCUGCCAAGUAAUACAACAAGACCCAAUAUGCAUAAAGCAAAUACAAGACUCCAGGCUUUCGCUGAAGGAACUAUCUGUGUGAUAAAGCAGAGACACUGCUCAUGUGGCUGUGGAGCUGUCCAUCAUCUGUCUUAUGUCUAAUGUAGCUUACUGGUUUGCCUUUUUUUAAACCAAGAUUAGAAGUUUUCCUUUGUAAAGAGAGUCUUAUAAUGUUUUGAACAAUGCCAAGAAAUUGUUUUAAUUAAAAUUAUUUUUGUUUUUAAAA
This is a messenger RNA of Arvicola amphibius (Eurasian water vole), 3596 nucleotides long. RefSeq names its product 5-azacytidine induced 2 (gene Azi2). Gene Ontology annotation, cellular component: cytoplasm. The transcript has 7 exons. Gene Ontology annotation, biological process: canonical NF-kappaB signal transduction. NCBI's taxonomy places the organism in Eukaryota, Metazoa, Chordata, Mammalia, Rodentia, Cricetidae. The coding region runs from base 1401 to 2171 and encodes 256 amino acids. The record is from RefSeq and is a predicted model, not a curated record.